This is a messenger RNA of Mycena citricolor, 4547 nucleotides long. NCBI's taxonomy places the organism in Eukaryota, Fungi, Basidiomycota, Agaricomycetes, Agaricales, Mycenaceae. The record is from the annotation of a GenBank genome assembly.
CCGCCUUCCACGUGCCAACUCUCCGCUCAUCGUAUCAUUAUCCAGAGAGGACGGAAAGACGUGCUCCAUGGCGAUGCAAGCCGACCGCAGCCACUGCGUGUUCUGACGAUGGGCACCCGAAAUGAAUGGUUCCGGAGACAAACAGGACGACGGAUGAUAACGAUUGACAGGACCACGAAGCGCUGACUCAGCGCACUACAUUUCCCGCUCCUUUCAGACUAACGCACACGACGCAUACACGUCCCUCUCUUAGUUUCAAUCCAUCACAUCAUCUGACUGGACCGCAACCGACAUCUAAGCCGCUCAUCUGACGAUCGUCCACCACACCGUAUCCCGCUAACACAUCGGCUCACGGAGUACGACCCCGCACGAUCCCAGUGCAAGCACGGCGCAGGACCACAGCCUACCAAACAGGACGGCGAUGUCUCCAGCACCAGUGCCGACAGCCGAUCUUUUCGCCACGGCGCCGGGCAAGUCCGCGACGCUGGAUGAGACGUGGGAGUUCCUUGCCGCCGGCGCGGGGUACAUCAUGCACCUGUCUGAGGGCAGCAGCGGGGUUAGGGGACAGGCGGCCGGAAGUGGGGGGCCCGGCCUCACGUUCGCGGGGUAUACCAGCCUGUACACGACGGUAUAUAACUACUGCACGAGCAACAAGAUGCAUGGGCGAUUAGAGGGGAAUCGGACCGGUGCGAAUCUCGUUGGUGCGGACCUGUAUGGAAAGCUGGAAGUGUACCUCACAACGUACCUCGAGCCGGUAUUGCAGAGGGGACUUUCACACACCCCAUUGUCGAAAUUCCUCGCCGCCGACGUCGCCUUCCUACGUUUUUACGCUUCGGCAUGGGACGCUUACACGACCGGCGCCAACUACCUCAACAGACUGUUCGCAUACCUCAAUCGGUACUGGGUCAAGCGCGAGCGCGACGAGGGGAAGAAGAACAUCUUGCCGGUGUACACGCUCGCUCUCGCGCAGUGGCACGCACAUCUCUUCACCCCACUGCAGGAUGCGCUCGCCUCAGCGGUGCUCCGUGUGAUCGUUGCUCAGAGGGACGGCGCAGAGGUCGACGGGUCAGAGGCGCUGCUUAAGCGCGUUGUGAACUCUUUCGUCAGUCUGGGGCUGGACACGGCGAACCUGAAUACGGAGUGUCUUGACGUAUACCGCGGGGCGUUCGAGGGUGCCUUCAUCGAUGCCUCCGAGGCGUACUACGCCGCCGAAUCAAAUAGGUUCUUGGCCUCAGGCAGCGUCCCGGAGUAUCUGGUCCGCGUAGAGACGAGGCUAAGGGAGGAAGACGAGCGGGUGACAAGAUAUCUGCACGAGAAGACCCGGAAAGACCUCAUUACGCGCUGCGAGAGCGUCCUGCUGCGCGCGCAUGCGCCGAAGCUCUGGGAAGCGUUCUUGGGGCUGCUCGCAGACGACAAGGACGACGACCUGCAGCGAAUGUAUGCGCUCCUGGCGCGCAUUCCCGACGGGCUUGAGCCACUGCGCAAGAAAUUCGAGGCUUACGUCAAGAGUGCUGGAUGUGCGGCGGUCGAUACGCUUGUGGCUGGAAAGGACGGAGAGGAGGUCGACCCCAAGGCGUAUACGGACGCUCUGCUAAGUGUGCACACACGUAAUGCUGCCAUCGUGCAAAGGAGUUUCCGAGCCGAGGCUGGCUUUGCUGCAGCUCUCGACAAGGCGUGUCGGGAGUUCGUCAACCGUAAUGCUGCAACGGGCUCUAGCGCGUCCAAGAGCCCCGAGCUGCUAGCCAAGUACACGGACUCCCUGCUGAGGAAGAGCAACAAGGCUGAGGAGGAGGAUGUCGAGGGCGCCUUAGCGCGAGUGAUGAUUCUGUUCAAAUACCUCGAGGAUAAAGACGUCUUCCAGACCUUCUACUCCACCAAACUCUCCAAGAGGUUGAUCCACGGUGCCAGCGCAUCGGACGAGGCGGAGGCAGGGAUGAUCGCCAAGUUGAAGGAGGCAUGUGGAUUCGAGUACACCAACAAGCUGCAGAGGAUGUUUACGGAUAUGUCACUGUCUAAGGACUUGACAGACGCAUUCAAAGACCGUAGCACCGCCCACGAGCAAGACGCGGGCUUCUCUGUGCUUGUACUUGGAACCAACUUCUGGCCCUUCACUCCUCCACCUCAAGACCUGCUGCUUCCGCCGGAGCUGCUGGGCACCUACGAGCGUUUCACGCGCUAUUACCAGACGAAGCACUCGGGGCGUAAACUGACGUGGAUGUACAACUACUCCAAGAACGAGUUGCGGACGAACUACACGACGGGGCAGAAGUACAUCCUGAUGACGUCGACGUACCAGGCGACCGUUUUGUUGCAAUACAACCGCACUGACACGCUCAGCUUCAAGGAGCUCGAGGCCGCGACGGGGAUCACGGGGCCGGGGAUCCUAUCGCAGGUUCUCAACAUCCUCGUCAAGGCACGGGUGCUGGUAUGCGACGAUCCGGACGCAGAAGAUGGGCAGUACGAUCUGAACCCCGGAUUCAAGUCGAAGAAGAUCCGGAUCAACCUGAACCAGGUCAUCCGCGCAUCAUCAGACAAGGCUGGUGCCCAGAGCGAGGCGAGCGAGGUGAUGAAGACCGUGGAUGAAGACCGCAAGUACGUCAUCCAGGCGACGAUUGUGCGGAUCAUGAAAGCCCGCAAGACGCUCAAAAAUCAGGCUCUGAUCCAAGAAGUCAUCGCCCAGAUCUCGACCCGCUUCGCACCAAAGAUCCCUGAUAUCAAGAAGGCGAUCGAGACACUGCUUGAGAAAGAGUACAUCGAACGUGUUGAAGGAAGUAAAGAUGUAUGGGCAUAUGUAGCGUAGAGAUGUGGACAUAGAUGGACAACAGGCCAAUGGAACAGCUGGAGACGUACCAGACAUGUCACGUGGAAACUUUCCGCUCAUGAACAUGGUGGUUCCUCUCAGUGUUCACGCAACAGUGCCGGUUCGACGGGCCUUGUCCCUCGCUUCCACAUCCGCUGGAUCAUUGUCGAGGAUGAGCCAGUUGCCUAGAUUGGAGAGAGAGAAGACCCACCUUCCGACUCGGGGUGAUGCUUCACGAAGAGCCCAUCUGAUCUCCACAUAUCUAUCGCCCACAUCAUCCCGGAUCCAGAGUUAUAAUGGUGCAGGUUUUACUCUGACGGAUGAUGUGUUGGGAUCCAAGUAUCCCUUGGAUUUCAGGUGCGAUAUCUGUUGCCUUGACACCAAAUUUCAACCGUCAGCACUCACUGCUUGUUGAACGGGAGGGUGGCAUGAGGGCGUGGAUAAAAGCACAGCGGCAUGGGUAUGAGCGGCUCGUCACUUCAUCAUCCUCCACUCAUUCCAUCUCUCGACUAAAUAACUUCAUGUCAACCUCGCUGACUUCCAUGGAUUUCUGGCCAUUCGAUGGCUUCUACGGUCUCACCAUGGGUCGUCCGCUAGCGGGCCCACUCACGCCCAUCGGUACGGCGGCGGGGGACGGCGCGACAACCUACCUCAUCAAGCUUCUUGACUUCACUGCCGCCUCGACCCUCAUGUCUGGCUCCUCGAAGGAGACGGUCACCCCCAGUGCGUCACCGCGUCACCGCCCGUCGGGAUCUGUCUGACGGCCCACGACGCAGCGAUCACAAACACAAUCGUCAUCUCCGCUGGCGGAUACUACGAGUCAGAGAGCGUCGACUCGCUGUUCGAAUCGUGCCGGUUAUUCGGUCCCAUCACAAUGGGGCAAUGCAUCCACAACGGCAUACAGACCAAUGGUUCGCUGUCGGGACCUGAGACGUUCUGGUUCGCACUGCGACAUCCCGGCGUCGUGCAGAUUACCGCGAUCCCGGUCGCGCUGGUCGCACCGACGAGCACCAGUGGGGGCUCAGUCCCGUCUGUCCCCGCCCCAACUACGCAAUCACCAUCAAUGCCAAUCCAGUCCUCGGCUCCUCUGUCCCGCCCACACUCUACAGCCCCCAGAACGGGUCUGAUCGUCGGGUGCGUGGUGGGGGGUCUGAGCCUCCUCCUUGCCGCGCUGUCAAUCGUGCUGCUUCUCUGCCGCCGCCGCCGGCGACUCGCUGCCCGCAGCACGUCCAGUCCUCCCGUACGCAACCGAGAUACCUCGCGCAUCUCGGUCUUUGGUCCGCCCCCCCUCGGCACAGUGCACAUAGCAGUGCCGCGCAGCGAAUCAGGUGCGUGGCUGUCUUGCGUCUGUUAAUCGAUGGAGUAAUGUCCGAGUGGUAGUGAGAAAGCCACGUAUAGAGGCGGUAACUGAGCCAUCGACAUCAACGGCACCGGCACGGCCCGAUACCGAGCAGAUACCAACCUCCGAGUUGCUCCGGCUAUUGAGCGAGCGGAUGCUCGGCUCUGAGGGGCAGCGCGGCCAUGAACCCGAGCCCGCUGGUACCGCCCUCUCUGAGCCCCCGCCAUCCUAUCGGUCAGACGAAAAUGAGGAUCGCGGUGGCUAGAUAGGAUUUAUACCUUAAGUUGCACAUCCUGAUUCCCCACCCUUGUUGUGAAUUGUGCGGGUAAAAGAGACCGUUUCCACCUACGAAAAUUGUACCGCGCGCAUGUUGGAAAAAUUAAGGAAUGCUUGAGAGCGCAAAUCACG